AUGUCAUCAGAUAAUAAAAAUAGAACCAACACGUAAAAAAAAGAAGUACCGCAGUGAAAGAACUGCCAAGUUCUCGGACACAUAUAAAAUUACUGUCACAAAUCGGCUGUAUGCGUGAAGUGUAGUGAAGGACACAUAACCGAAGUUAUCUAAAAAUUACCAAAAUCUAAAAAGACAAAAGCAAAAUGUGCAAACUGUGGUGAAAAUCACACAGCCAACUGGAAGGGUUACCUGCUUACAAGAAAGCAAUAGGAAGAGCACAUCCAAAACACGUCUCUGCUGUGCAAAGAAUACAGCAGAAACCAGUCACAGCAAAUGUUUCAUACCGCAGAUGACUAACACUUCAAAAGUCGAUCCAAAAAUAUCUCAACUAAAGGGAAACGAAAAAUCGAUUACUCUUAAUGAUAUUCUAGUCGCGUUAACCAACGUAAUGCAGACACUAGCAAAUAUCCCAGCAAGAAUGGACAAAUUGGAAAUAAAUCAGACAAAGUCCAAAAAUACCUCACAGAAAAUAAAGAAAUUAACAGUACACUGCGGAUCAUUGUAUGGAACGCCAAUGGGUUAG
Molecule: messenger RNA, 565 nt
Organism: Cinara cedri
Lineage: Eukaryota; Metazoa; Arthropoda; Insecta; Hemiptera; Aphididae
Source: the annotation of a GenBank genome assembly